UGAGGAAAGUUCUAGGGAGGUGGGAGGGCCACCAGGUCACAGUAUUGGACCCCUCCCUGAAUGUCUGAAAGCCAGAUUGCCCUAGAGAAGGACAGGGACAAGAACCCAUCAUCCACAGCACUACCCUGGGAGGUUUUCCCCUAGCAAUCCCUGCAGACUCCGCGUCUGCCUCAGGCCGUGUGCUGUGAGGUUUGGUGGAUUCUCCAGGCUGGCCUGUACUUGUUGGAUAUCAGGAGCACCGUGUAGAAGCUCUUGUCAGGAGGACUGUGUACCUCAGGUCCCCGCCCCUGGUGAAAGAGUUCCCUUUCCAGCCUCCACCCCUGUCACAGCCCCUGUCACAGAUAACCCUUGCUGGUCAGUGGUGCAGUUCAGGUUCCUGUCCUGUGUCCUGUACUGGUGACUGCAGCUAGCUGGCCCAACCUCUCUGGGCUGUCUCCCCUUUUCAGGAUAUUCUCCUUGGAGCAGUGGGGUGUCUGAGCUCCGGUUCCCUGCCCAGGACGCAGGCAUGGCGAUGGCAGUAGCCCAGAAGUUCAGCCACCUGCUGUCCAGCCUGUGGCACAUGGGCCAGAAGCCCCUGCAGCCAGAGCCCGUGUUCACGGUGGACCGGGCUGAGGUGCCGCCUCUCUUCUGGAAGCCGUACAUCUACGCUGGCUACCGACCGCUGCAUCAGACCUGGUGUUUCUACUUCCGCACACUCUUCCAGCGGCACAACGAGGCUGUGAACGUGUGGACCCACCUGCUGGCGGCGCUGGCGCUGCUGCUGCGCCUGGUCAUGCUGGUGCGGAGUGCGGACUUCUGGGAAGACCCGCACGCCCGGCCCCUCUUCAUCAUCGUCCUGGCCUCCUUCACUUACCUCUCCUUCAGCGCCGUGGCGCACCUCCUGCAGGCCAAGUCGGAGUUUUGGCACUACAGCUUCUUCUUCCUGGACUACGUGGGCGUAGCCGUGUACCAGUUUGGCAGUGCCCUGGUUCACUUCUACUAUGCCAUCGAGCCCACCUGGCAUGCCCAGGUACAGGCCAUCUUUCUGCCCAUGGCUGCCUUCUUGGCCUGGCUUUCCUGUGCGGGCUCCUGCUACAACAAGUACAGCCAGAAACCAGGCAUGCUGGGCCGCAUUUUCCAGGAGGUGCCGUCAGCGCUGGCCUAUGCGCUGGACAUCAGCCCCGUGGUGCACCGCAUCAUAGUGUCCUCUCUCCCUGCCGAGGAGGACCCCGCACUUCUCUAUCACAAGUGCCAGGUGGUUUUCUUUCUUCUGGCCGCUGCGUUUUUCUCCACUGUCAUGCCCGAGAGUUGGUUCCCCGGCAGCUGCCACAUCUUUGGGCAGGGACACCAAGUUUUUCAUGUCUUUUUGGUGCUGUGCACACUGGCCCAGCUAGAGGCGGUGACGCUGGACUAUCAGGCCCGGAGGCCCAUCUAUGAGCCUCUGCAUGCCCGUUGGCCCCACAACUUCUCGGGCCUCUUCCUGCUCACCGCGGGGAGCAGCGUUCUCACAGCCCUGCUCCUCAGCCAGCUGGUGCGGCACAAACUCCAUCAGAAGACUAAGUGAAAAGCAGCGUGGGCGGGAGCUGGCAGGGCGAGAGAAGUCACUAGGGGCAGGAGCCUGGACUUGGCUCCAGAUGGGGACAAGGUCUGGUAAAGUUUUUCCUAUCUGGCAGGCCAUGACUCCCUGCCUACAAGCUCAAUGGCGAAGGUGGCGCUAGCCAGUCCUUGGAUCCGGAGAUUGACUGGUAUAGAGUCCCUGGCCAGUUCCCUGCCCUGGGAGUGGAAGAGAAAAAGGAGAAGAUCUUCCUGACUGUCCCUUCCUUGCCUCCUCUCACGGAUAACGGUUGGGGUUCAGCUUUGGUCAGCACUCUGGUUUGGGGUUUCCAGGUUGUUGGGUGGGAGAUGAAACUUUGUCCAGUGUCAGAUUUGAACCUAAAGGGAGGGACCACCUUCUAUUUACCACAUUUCGUUGGUGGAGGGGAAAGAAACAGGCCAAAAGAUGGGUAGCAUUUUAAUCUUCCCGUCCUCUGCACCCGAGCCUGGAUCCCUGGGCUCCAGAGAGUCUCCAAAGACAAAAGAUCCCCUCUGCUGCCCACAUCGGUUCAUCACAGCCCCAGCCUUAAGCCUCACAUCCAGCACUGGCCUGUGGGUCCUGUACGCUCUUUCCAGCUUCUCUCCCACAGUUCUCAGUUGGGAUUCCGAGUUCUGUCUCCUUAGCUCUGUUUCCCAGGACUCCAGGCUCUAGCGCCUUAAGGAGCUGUCAAAGGAAGCUCUGAAGCCAGGCUAACCAUAGUACUGCUUGGGGCAUUCAGAGUCCUGGGCUGGGGAGAGUGGGGAGUCUGCUCCCCGAGCUUAGACGGGCAUUCCAGGCAGAAGCGGACACCUGGGCCCAGACCCAGAGACGCAGAACAGGGGUUCAGUGGGGCUGGAGGUAAGGCUGGAGUCUGCCCUGAUAUGUUCUAGAUUCAAUAAAGCAACUACG
This is a messenger RNA of Microtus ochrogaster (prairie vole), 2461 nucleotides long. It is a transcript of the gene Paqr7, whose product is annotated as progestin and adipoQ receptor family member 7. Gene Ontology annotation, molecular function: nuclear steroid receptor activity; steroid binding. The record is from RefSeq and is a predicted model, not a curated record. Gene Ontology annotation, biological process: response to steroid hormone. Lineage: Eukaryota; Metazoa; Chordata; Mammalia; Rodentia; Cricetidae. Gene Ontology annotation, cellular component: plasma membrane.